CUCCUCUCCUCCGCCUUGGCUGCCGCCUCUGCAUGGGGUUUAUCGAGCUUCCCGCGCUCGCGAUGGAGGGCAGCGACGCCCGCACCCGUCUCUCGAUGCUCAUCACCGCGCUGAGGCAAAUAGUGAUGCUGCUCCUCGCCUUCUGCGUCGUCAUGGCGCUGGCUGGCCGCGCCUACGAGUCUGGCUUCGGCCCGCACGCCGACACCGACAGCAGCGGCACGUCGGCAGGGAGAGACGCGGCGCUGCCAGGGUCGAGGCGGCGGUGGGCGGAGGAGGGUCCGCUCAUCGGCCUGGCCGCUCCGCGCUGGGGCGGCAGGCCCGCACAGCAGUGGCAGCCGGCGGUGCCGCUGCAGAUGCGUCCCUCAAAGUGGAGGCGAGUGCCGCACUGGCCGCCGGCAGCGCCUCCGCGGCCUCCUCCGCGGCCUCCGAAGGCGCCGAGGCCGCCCGCGCCGCCUCCACGGCCGCAUUCGUGGCUUGAGGGCUACCUCGACUGCGACUGCUCCUGGCUCGUUGACGGGGCGGCGAGCUGCCAAGGCGAGGCGCGGGGCGAGCAGUCGUACUCGCUGCUGGGCGUGCAGGUGCCGCUGCCCUCCUUCGGCUCCCUGCGCGACAUCGACUUUCGCAGCAUCGGCUUCGACUUCAGCGGAGGAGGCGGAGGCGCCGACGCGCCGUCCCCGGCAGCGGCCGACGGGGAGGAGGAGGAGGGUGGCGGGCCCGGGGGGCAAUGCGUCGACUGGUGCUGCUGCAGCUGCGAGUGGACGGCGGACUACGCGUGUCCGCAGACGCCGGGCCACCCUCGCCCUCCCGGCCGAUUGGGCUAUGCAGACGACGAUGGCGGAGCUUGCUUCGGGUACUGCUGCGACCGUCCCGACGACCACGCGGCGGACAUUCCCACAGGACGGGCAGGGCCGGGAGGACUGGAGCACGUCAUCGGCUUGGGCUGAGGCGACGGCGUCGGUUUUGCCGUUUGGUUCGGUUUUGCCGUUUGCUUUGGCCGUGGGCUCGAGGCGGGUACGCCUUCGAUGGCGCGCUACGAACGGGUCGUGACCACGAUGAACGAGCGGCUCAAGGGAGGGUUGUGUCGAGGGCGGGGGAAGCUACUCCAUGCGCCAUGUGUCUGUGCUUGACCGCUUGUGCCGCGUUGUGUGACAAUGUUUAGCAUGAUCGUGUUUAGGUAGGGUGUCUCUACGUCGGCGGUACUCUGUGCGCCCACUGUGUAGCGGCACUUGUGAGUGUUGAUAUCUCUACUUCUCAUUACUUCCUUGAGAGAUUUUCG
This is a messenger RNA of Emiliania huxleyi CCMP1516, 1276 nucleotides long. RefSeq lists its product as hypothetical. Bases 33 to 944 code for a protein of 303 amino acids. The transcript is spliced from 4 exons. NCBI's taxonomy places the organism in Eukaryota, Haptophyta, Isochrysidales, Noelaerhabdaceae. The record is from RefSeq and is a predicted model, not a curated record.